Molecule: messenger RNA, 474 nt
Organism: Ascochyta rabiei
Lineage: Eukaryota; Fungi; Ascomycota; Dothideomycetes; Pleosporales; Didymellaceae
Exons: 2
Coding region: 1-474 (157 amino acids)
Source: RefSeq, a predicted model, not a curated record
AUGACUUCUGAACAGGAGAAGAAACGCAAAGAUGCACCGCCCGUGAGCGACGACGAAGUAGGAAUCAAAGUCCUGCGCGAAGCACUAGAGGAUGCCUUGUAUCCGAUUGAUAUCGUUGCAGCCCAUGGCUUGGGCGCACAUCCGGAUCAUACCUGGACCAAGACAACCACCACAAACAGUGUGGAAGAAGAGAUUAACUGGUUGGUCACAGAGCCAUUCUUACCUUUAAUCGCGAAAGAAGCGCGCAUUAUGCGCUUUGGUUACAAGUCUGCUUGGUUUGGCAAGACUGCUAUGGACACUAGUGUGAGAGACAUAGCGGGAAGAUUGCUUAAAUUGCUAGGCAGAAAGCGAAAGGUAUUGUACACCUUGUUGCUACAACACGUGACUUAUAAGAGAGAUGCUGAAGCCCUAAGGACUUUCCUUAUCGUCCUCUCGUAUUCAUUGCUCAUUGCUUUGGAGGACUUGUUGUCCUGA